This is a messenger RNA of Spizellomyces punctatus DAOM BR117, 1232 nucleotides long. RefSeq lists its product as uncharacterized. Bases 47 to 1045 code for a protein of 332 amino acids. Gene Ontology annotation, biological process: endoplasmic reticulum membrane organization. The transcript is spliced from 2 exons. The record is from RefSeq and is a predicted model, not a curated record. Lineage: Eukaryota; Fungi; Chytridiomycota; Chytridiomycetes; Spizellomycetales; Spizellomycetaceae. Gene Ontology annotation, molecular function: FFAT motif binding. Gene Ontology annotation, cellular component: plasma membrane; endoplasmic reticulum membrane.
CACCUUUGUUGCGGAUCAUUACUCAGAUUGCCGGCCACGCAGAACCAUGGAUUCAUCUCAAAGCCAUUUUCUCAAACUGGCCCCUGAAAGGGAGCUGGAGUUCCGACGCCCAUUCACUCAUGUGGUCAAGCAAAGUCUUAUAGUAUCCAACAUCCACCCCGAGUCUCCCGUUGCUUUCAAAGUGAAGACUACCGCUCCCAAGCAGUACUGUGUCAGACCUAACAGUGGGCGUAUCCCUCCAGGCGCCUCGGUAGAGGUGCAAGUCCUUUUGCAGGCAAUGAAGGAGGAUCCGCCGGCGGAUGCAAAGAGCAAAGACAAAUUUCUUGUUCAAGGCAUAAAGAUUCCCGCAGAUCUCAUGGUUGCAGAGGGAGAUCAGUUUACUAACAGGCUUCAAGAGUUAUGGCUUCAAGCGGAGCAACUCAAGAAGAGCAGCCCUGAAGCGGCCAGUCAUGUUCUGGUGGAGAGAAAGCUGAGGUGUGUGUUCCUGCCCGCAGAUCAGGAGCAAGGACAUCGACGGCAGGAGUCUUCCAUGUCGAAUACCUCUACUAGCGUAUCCCGACAACCGAGCACCAAACAAGAAUUCACAGACGCGAACACCACAUCGCCACGCUCUUCUCUCUCCCUCCAGUCCCCGCCGCAGCUGCCAUCACCACCUCCGUCUGCAGCUGAGCCCAGCCCUUCUGUACAGCCUGUGAGCAUUGGACGUAGCGACCAAGUUCGCCCUACACCGCCCCCAGCUGUGCGUUCCGGCAAUCUGAGUCGUGCAGAUGACGCCAAGACUGUGGACCUGGUAGACAAGGAGCUUACUGAUGCGCGGGAGAAGGUCAAAGCUUUGCAGGCAGCCUGUGAAGGGUACAAGGCCGAAGUUGAGCGAUUGAACCUUCUGCGGCGGCGAAAAGAAGGAGCGUCAGCGGAGGUGCAUUCAGGUGGAGGGUCAAAAGAGAACGCAUCGCCCGCUCUGAUUCACGUGCAGCAGGGAUUGUCAAUCCAGAUGUUGGCAGCGAUUGCGGUCAUAGCAUUUUUGAUCGGGGUGAUUUUCUUUUAAUAAGUAUUUUCGGGAUUUUGGGCCAAUGUGUCAGCACUGUUAUUAUCCAUAUAUUAAAGCAGUUGGUAUAGGCAACAAAAUGAUUAGUGAUAGUUUCUAAGACUACGACAUUACGCCUUCUUGGCUCUCUCCAAAAUCCAGUCGAUGUAAAACUUGAUAAUUUCAUCCUUCUCCGGUUCGUUGUGCA